Molecule: messenger RNA, 870 nt
Organism: Nannizzia gypsea CBS 118893
Lineage: Eukaryota; Fungi; Ascomycota; Eurotiomycetes; Onygenales; Arthrodermataceae
Exons: 1
Coding region: 1-870 (289 amino acids)
Molecular function (GO): oxidoreductase activity
Source: RefSeq, a predicted model, not a curated record
AUGUCCGCUUCGGCCACCACGCCCAACGGUUCUUGUAACGAGCGGACCUCGGAUGAUAUUCCUCGCGGUACUGUCAAUUCGACAGCUGAUUUUUAUUAUCCUCCCGCCGAUGGCUCCCCCGCGUAUUAUUACUUCAAGACGCCACCACCAGGUGUUGCAAAAACGAAUUUCACCUGGCGAGCCCAUCCCAUCACUGUUCGCGAUAUCCGCGGCCGCGAAGACGAAUUCACAUUGGACAAUAGCGCUUUCCAGGCCAUUAGAAACGUCCCUCUGUUAGAAACUGAUCCAUCGUUCACCGACGAGCAGAACAUCAAGGAAUGCUACUAUCGUGAAGUGGAAGCCCUCGUCCUUCGUCACGUUCCAGGUGCAAAGCGCAUUGUAAUCUUCAAUCACACCGUGCGCCGCAACACCGCCAACGCCCACAGGAUGCCCAUUAACAGUAUCCACUUCGACCAGACAGACCUUGGGGCUGUAAACCGUGUCAGAAACCAUUUACCGGAUGAAGCAGAAACCCUGCUUAAAGGGAGAUACCGCAUCAUCAACGUCUGGCGACCCAUUACCGGCCCUGUGCUGGACAGGCCGCUCUUGUUUGGGCCUGGAAGUCUGAUUCGCGAAGAAGACAUUCUCGUCACCGAGAAUUACUACCCAGACUAUCUGGGGAAGGGAGCCGGGGUCAUGAUUAACGAGGGUCAGAAAUGGUAUUAUUGGUCCGGCAUGCAGACGGAUGAGGUGAUGUUAUUGAAAUGUACGGAUUCCCGAGAGGACGUGCCGGAAAGGAAGUGUCCCCAUGCAUCGUUUAAUGACCCCAGGAUGCCGAAGGGUGCGAAGCCGAGAGAAAGCAUUGAAGUGAGAUGUUUGGUUCUCGGAUAG